ACAUUUACAGGCAGAGUUGAGGUCAGUUCGGACCAGGCUUCACCAUGUCUGCAGUGAAAGUCAUGCUGUGGAUGUGUUUGUGUAUUAGUGUGAUUCUUACUGCUAAAGCUCAAGACACUACGGCCAUCAGAGAUCAAAACAAUAAUUCAGCAAAACAGAUAGAAGUGCAAAGUAUGCGAGUGGACUGCAAGGUCGCGUCUCGCUUUGCUCACACAGUUAUGACCACCAAAGCCCUGAACACAGCCAAUGCAUCACAGGAAGUGUUCUUUGAGGUGGACUUACCCAAAACAGCCUUCAUCACCAACUUUAGCAUAGAGAUUGAGAGCAGGAUAUAUGUCAGUGAAGUGAAGGAAAAGGAGCAGGCCAGGCAGAAGUAUGAGAGCGCCGUGUCGUCCGGCCAGACCGCUGGUCUGGUUAAGGCUUCGGGGAGGCACAUGGAGAAGUUCUCAGUCUCCGUGAAUAUCCCACCCCAGAGCCACGUCACAUUCACUCUUACUUACGAAGAGCUGCUACAGCGCCAUCUUGGCAGCUAUGAGAUCAUGAUAGGUGUCCGACCUAAACAGCUGGUUCAGAAUUUUGAGAUUGUGGUAGAUAUCUAUGAACCUAACGGAAUUGCAUUUGUGGAUGUCAAUGGUACAUUCAUCACCAAUGAGUUGCUUCCUCUAGUGAAGAAAACUGUCGCUGAUAAAAAGGCACAUGUGUACUUCUCUCCUACAUUGGAUCAACAGAAAAAAUGCUCAGACUGUGAAGGGACAUUGAUUGAUGGAGAUUUAUUCAUCAAGUAUGAUGUGAACCACCCACAGGAUAUAGGUGAAAUUCAGAUAGUAAAUGGCUACUUUGUACACUUUUUUGCUCCAGAUAAUUUGCCACAAAUGCCUAAGAAUGUGGUAUUUGUGAUAGACCGAAGUGGCUCCAUGGAGGGAGAGAAGAUGAAACAGACUCGAGAAGCUCUGAUGACCAUAUUAAGUGAACUGCAUGAAGAGGAUUACUUUGGGUUGGUCACGUUUGAUGAUGUUGUAGAGUCAUGGAAACCAUCUCUUAGCAAAGCUACACCAGAAAAUGUGAAAGAAGCAAAAGAAUUCGUCCAGAGUAUUGAAGCAAGACACAUGACUGAUAUAAAUGAGGGAAUUUUGUAUGCCGUGGACAUGCUUACCUCAGAAAAAAGUGACUACUUCCCAGACAUGUCUAUGAUCAUCCUACUGACUGAUGGCCGACCCAGUUCUGGGCAGCAACAUCUAUCCAUAAUCCAAGAAAAUGUCCAUAAAGCUAUUAAUGGAAGCAUUAGUCUCUUUUGUUUGGGCUUUGGCUAUGAUGUGGACUACAGUCUCCUUGAUAAGUUGGCCAAGCAGAAUGACGGACUCGCUCGAAGAGUCUAUGAGGCCUCAGAUGCUGCCCUUCAACUGCAGGGUUUUUAUGAAGAGGUGGCUAGCCCACUUCUCUUUGGGGUGAACCUAAAUUAUCCUGGCAACGCUGUAACUGACUUGACACAAAGUCACUUCAGGCAAUUCUUCAAAGGCUCCGAGAUAGUGGUAGCCGGACGCCUACAAGACCUUGAGACUGACAAACUUCGGACUGAAGUAUCUGCACAUGGGUUGGAGGACCAGUUUGUGUUCGAGAGUUCAGCAAUUGCUGAAGAGUGGGACAGUGUGUUCCCUGAGGAGGAGUACAUCUUUGGCGAUUUCACAGAGCGACUGUGGGCAUAUCUGACCAUCCAGCAGCUCUUGGAUAAAAUAGAAAAAUGCUCACCAGAGGACAAGGAGAAUGCCACAGCUGAAGCUCUGGACCUUUCUCUAAGGUAUAACUUUGUCACACCACUUACAUCCAUGGUGGUCACCAAACCACAGACCGAGGAUGAAGAAACACUUGUUGCUGACAAGCUGACUGAAGAGCAGCGAGAGGACACAACAGAACCUGUUAUAGGUGCACUUUAUGCUCCACCUCAGUUGAUCGGCAGUGCUCACAAAAAUCUCAGACCCCAAGGUCUACUCUCUGCCAAAAAACACCAAAAUCUACUCCCUUCAUAUCUUGUUGAUGGAGAUCCACACUUCAUCAUUGAGCUGCCAGAUCAGAAUGAUGCUCUGUGCUUCAACAUUGAUGACAAACCUGGAACCAUCUUCAACUUGGUUAGCGACCCGCUUACAGGCAUUAUAGUGAACGGCCAGAUCAUUGGAGAUAAGAAGGUGAUCCCAGGGAGCAAGAUGCACACUUAUUUUGGGCACUUUGGGAUUGCUUAUGAGAAGUUUGGUAUCAAAUUGAUGGUGAGCACAAAGGAGAUCUCACUGUCUGAAGAGGGAAAACAGACAAAAUUGUCCUGGACUAACAACAGGACUAUAAAAGGACUGAACAUGGAUCUGCAGGUGAUCAAAGAUCGCAGUUUAACAGUGACCCUGAGGAACUCAGUCAAGUUUCUUAUUAUCCUGCACAAAAUAUGGCAGAAUCACCCGUAUCAUCAAGACUACCUCGGGUUCUACACCUUGGACAGUCACCAUCUUUCACACAAUGUUCACGGCCUGCUUGGUCAGUUCUACCAGGGUGUUAACUUUGAGGUCAGUGACUUGUUUCUAGGAAAAGACCCUGAUAAACAAGAUGCCAUUAUGUUUGUGAAAGGAAACAAGCUCACGGUUACCAGGGGCUGGCAGAGAGAUUUCAGAAAGGACGUAAAGAAUGGAGACAAUGUGCCCUGCUGGUUCAUUCACAAAAAUGGCACCGGACUCCUCGAUGGAGUUCACACAGAUUACAUCGUUUCUGGUCUCUUUAAGACAAUCUAGACAACAUCUGUCGCUCAACCGACCUUUGCACUACGGACAAAGUACAUGUUAGCUUUCAUGUAGUCUUAAGUACAUGAUGUGAUGGUUUUUAUUUGGAUAUAAUGCCAUAUUUGACAAAGCUGCAUUACAAAGCUGUUUGUGAUAGACAUUUUUAUAUACUUUUUUGGAAUUCAAUGGCUAUGAAAUAAAAUGCCCAUCUAAACAUUC
Molecule: messenger RNA, 2975 nt
Organism: Rhinichthys klamathensis goyatoka
Lineage: Eukaryota; Metazoa; Chordata; Actinopteri; Cypriniformes; Leuciscidae
Gene: itih3a.2
Product: inter-alpha-trypsin inhibitor heavy chain 3a, tandem duplicate 2
Exons: 20
Coding region: 45-2768 (907 amino acids)
Biological process (GO): hyaluronan metabolic process
Molecular function (GO): serine-type endopeptidase inhibitor activity
Source: RefSeq, a predicted model, not a curated record